AUGGACGAAUCAGUCUUGAGGAAUCUCCUCUCUGCCUUGGAGACCAUUAACAAUGCGGCAACAACUAAUAACGCGCGUCAACAAGCACAGGAGUACUGCGAGACUCUGAAGCGCGACCCAGCAGGACCCCUCUACGGCUACUACCUUGCUCACAAGGACAACCAACAACCCGAUAUCGUCAGGCACUUUGGACUUUCACUCAUGGAAAAUACAGCGCGCUACAAAUGGUCCGAUGCGAGCCUCACCCCCGAACUCAAAGGACAGAUACGAAUGAACGUUAUGGCCCUAGCCUCAGAGGUACUCGAUUGCGAUCAUUAG
Molecule: messenger RNA, 318 nt
Organism: Linnemannia hyalina
Lineage: Eukaryota; Fungi; Mortierellomycota; Mortierellomycetes; Mortierellales; Mortierellaceae
Source: the annotation of a GenBank genome assembly